AUGUUUGAGUUAGAAUCCACAAAAGAGCAGGCACAAAAGACAGCAAAGGUGGAGAUUCCUCAGAUUGAAGUCGAUAGAGUCCAUCGGGUCAGUCUAGAAAACUCAAGCGUCGGUGACUCAGUUAACUCGGUACACAUGGCACUAUAUAUGCUAAACACUUUCCUUCUUAUGUACGCACCCCAACAAGGAGAAAAGGAUAUUUUCCCGGCGGAAAAAUGGAAAAGGAUAAUUGUAUAUAUAUUUGCAAAAUGUUUGAGCAAAUAUAGAGAGAUAAAGCUAGAGAGAGAGAGGGAGAGAGAUAUCUCAUGUUUCCAAGGAUUGUUCACUUGUCCAGAAGCAUUUUCUCUGCUUCUCCACAACUUCUGUAUCUACCAUAUCUGUCCUCCUGGGCAUCAGUUUUUGCAGUUAGGAGCUACUGUAAUUGGCACUGAUGAACGUACAAUAUCUGUCGAUGAUUUGGCUGAUCAGAUUGCUGAGAUUCUUGACUAUUUCGGACUCGGUUCAGUGAUGUGCAUGGGUGUAACAGCUGGAGCUUAUAUUCUUUCCCUGUUUGCAAUAAAAUACACACAACGUGUAAUGGGUUUGAUUCUUGUUUCCCCUCUAUGUAGAGCUCCAUCCUGGUCGGAAUGGUUAUGUAACAAGGUGAUGUCAAAUUUACUAUACAUUUGUGGAAUGUGUGGUUUGGUGAAGGAAUUGCUGCUCAUGCGGUAUUUCGGCAAGGAAGUUCGUGGCAAUGCAGACGUCCCAGAAUCAGAUAUGGUUCAAUCAUGCAGAAGAUUAUUGGGCGAGAGGCAGAGCCCAAAUGUGCUGCGGUUUCUUGAAGCUAUUAAUGGGAGACCGGACAUUACCCAAGGCCUAAAGAAAUUAAAAUUUCGAUCUCUGAUAUUUGUUGGAGAAAACUCUCCGUUUCACUCAGAGGCUCUCCAUAUGACUUCAAAGCUAGAUCAGAGAUUCAGUGCCUUAGUCGAGGUUCGAGCAAGUGGUUCAAUGGUUACAGAAGAACAACCUGAUGCCAUGUCAAUACCAUUGGAAUAUUUCCUCAUGGGCUAUGGCUUUUACCGGCCAUCUCAGUUCAGUGUCAGCCCGAGAAGCCCCUUGAGCCCAACUAGUAUAUCGCCAGAGCUUUUCUCGCCAGAAAGCAUGGGCGUGAAGCUAAAACCUAUAAAAACCAGAAUUCCCGAGGAAGUGUGAGUAACAAAGUAUACAUGUGGCUUGUAGAUAAACGAGGACGGAUAAUUUGCAUGGAAAUAGAGAGGGAAAAGUUACACAGAGGGCAUGGUUAGUUUUUCCCUUUUUCAUUUGCAUCGUGGGUAGAGAUUAGUUUAAUUAUUUGUAAAUCUAUUGGAUUAAUAAACUAUUUUUUUAUGAAUAAAUCGGAAAGAAAAAUAAAAUGUGGGUGAAAUAUUUUCUUCCU
Messenger RNA from Olea europaea var. sylvestris, 1414 nucleotides. RefSeq names its product protein NDL2-like. NCBI's taxonomy places the organism in Eukaryota, Viridiplantae, Streptophyta, Magnoliopsida, Lamiales, Oleaceae. The coding region runs from base 1 to 1191 and encodes 396 amino acids. The transcript is spliced from 11 exons. The record is from RefSeq and is a predicted model, not a curated record.